This is a messenger RNA of Chenopodium quinoa (quinoa), 796 nucleotides long. Its product is annotated as protein yippee-like At4g27745. The record is from RefSeq and is a predicted model, not a curated record. NCBI's taxonomy places the organism in Eukaryota, Viridiplantae, Streptophyta, Magnoliopsida, Caryophyllales, Amaranthaceae. The coding region runs from base 204 to 524 and encodes 106 amino acids. The transcript is spliced from 3 exons.
AAGUAUUUCUUUUUUGAGUGCAAUGAAUCUUUUGAUUAUCUAAACAAAAGUUUACACUUUGCACGCCAACAAUCUUUCGAGUUUCUUGUUCAUUGUUUGCGCUUUUGCUUCGUCACUGUCAUCAAUUCUUCAUCUUCAUUCCCAGGCUUGGAAGUGUGAAUUGUUUUGAAGGCUUGGAAUUUAAUUAGGGGUGAAGUAAUUGGAUGGCUCAAUUGGGCGGACCAAGAGUGUAUAGCUGCUAUAAUUGUCGAAAUCAAGUUUGUCUUCAUGAUGAUAUUAUCUCCAAGGCUUUCCAGGGAAGAAAUGGUCGAGCAUUUUUGUUUUCCCAUGCUAUGAAUGUUGAGGUUGGGCCUAAGGAAGAUAGACAGCUUAUGACUGGCCUUCACACGGUUGCUGAUAUCAAUUGUGCUGAUUGUCGACUAGUAUUGGGGUGGAAGUACUUGCGUGCUUAUGAACCAUCGCAAAGGUAUAAGGAAGGGAAGAUUUUUUUCGAGAAGUCCAAAAUUGUCAAGGAGGAUUGGUAGCCUGGUAACCAGGUUUUCCUUGUUCCAUCCUAUUCUCUCAUUGUUCUUUUGGAAGUGUGAAAAUGUCUUUCUGUUUAUCCUGUAUAGAAGUUGUUCUGAUCAAGUGUUCAUUCCUGACACACUAUGUGCACUUCAGUGUGCCAUCAAGUGUUGCCUUCAUCUAUUGUGAAUAAAAUUGGAUUGUUCUUUUGAAUAACGUUGUUGGAUUGUUUGCCAAUUGCUUUUAUAUAAAUUGAACUAUUUCAUAAUAUAUUAUACUUGUUUGCUAAUUA